Aspergillus puulaauensis is the source of this 2394-nucleotide messenger RNA. RefSeq names its product chaperone ATPase HSP78 (gene hsp78). Gene Ontology annotation, biological process: cellular response to heat. Gene Ontology annotation, cellular component: cytoplasm; mitochondrial matrix. The record is from RefSeq and is a predicted model, not a curated record. Bases 1 to 2394 code for a protein of 797 amino acids. NCBI's taxonomy places the organism in Eukaryota, Fungi, Ascomycota, Eurotiomycetes, Eurotiales, Aspergillaceae. The transcript has a single exon. Gene Ontology annotation, molecular function: ATP binding; ATP hydrolysis activity.
AUGGCGUCAAGGUUGCAGCUGAGCCGCAGUCGACUGCUGCGACCAUCGACCUUCACGCCUUCGAACCGACUUGCGCGGCCUCUCCCAUCAACCUCUCUCCUCCUCCCUCGUUCACGGUUACCCUCGUCCCUACCAAACAGUGCGACUGUCUCCAACUUUCCCGUCCGAAACUAUGCUAGCGGACGACCGCAUCCACCAGGUGGCACACACCGGAUGAACCUAGGCGGCGAACCCGAGAAAGCAGCUUUAGAACAGUACGGUGUUGACCUCACUGCUAAAGCGAAGGCGGGAAAAUUGGAUCCGGUUAUUGGAAGAGAUGCGGAAAUUCAUCGGACAAUCCAAGUUCUAUCGCGGCGUACAAAGAACAACCCUGUUCUGAUUGGAGCUGCCGGUACUGGUAAAACUGCCGUCUUGGAAGGAUUGGCUCAGAGAAUCGUGCAAGGAGAUGUUCCGGAAAGCAUCAAAGGCAAACGUGUCGUCGCUUUGGACCUUGGAUCGCUCAUUGCUGGCGCUAAGUUCAGGGGCGAUUUCGAGGAGCGACUGAAAUCUGUUCUCAAAGAAGUUGAGGAUGCUCAAGGCGGUGUCAUUCUCUUCAUCGACGAACUCCACACUUUGCUUGGGCUAGGGAAGGCGGAAGGUAGUAUCGAUGCUAGUAACCUACUGAAGCCAGCCCUGUCGCGGGGUGAGCUUCAAUGCUGCGGCGCAACCACGCUGAACGAAUACCGAAUCAUCGAAAAAGACGUUGCCCUGGCACGACGAUUCCAGCCCAUCCAAGUUGGCGAGCCUUCAGUUGCCGCUACCAUCUCGAUUUUACGCGGUAUCAAGGAGAAAUAUGAAGUACACCAUGGUGUGCGUAUUACCGACGGAGCAUUGGUUGCGGCAGCAACAUACAGCAAUCGCUAUAUCACCGACCGAUUCCUGCCCGAUAAAGCCAUCGACCUAGUGGAUGAAGCGGCAUCUGCUCUGCGGCUACAACAGGAAUCGAAGCCUGAUGUGAUCCGAGAAUUUGACCGGGAUAUCACCACUAUUCAGAUCGAACUCGAAUCUCUUCGCAAAGAAACCGAUAUCAGCAGCCGCGAGAGACGCGAAAAGCUCCAGCAAGACCUGAAAGCUAAGCAAGAGGAGGCCGGAAAAUUAACCGAGGUCUGGGAGAAGGAGAAGGCUGAAAUUGAGAAUCUCAAACGCACAAAAGAAGAACUAGAGCGCGCACGAUUCGAAUUACAGCAGGCACAGAGAGAAGGCGACUUUGCCAAGGCAGGAGAGCUGCGAUACUCUAGGAUCCCGGCGCUCGAGGAGAAACUACCGAAAGAAGGCGAAGAACAAGCCGACUCGCAAGCAAAUCUUAUCCAUGACUCUGUUACACCCGAUGACAUCGGUGCAGUUGUUUCUCGGACAACCGGUAUCCCAGUCAGCAAACUGAUGGCGGGAGAAGUUGAAAAGUUGAUACAUAUGGAAGAUACCCUCAGAAAAUCUGUGCGUGGACAAGAUGAGGCGCUCUCUGCCGUCGCAAACGCGGUCCGCAUGCAGAGAGCAGGACUCAGUGGAGAAAACCGGCCGCUUGCCUCUUUUAUGUUCCUUGGCCCUACCGGUGUUGGUAAGACUGAGCUUUGCAAGAAGAUGGCCGAAUUCCUCUUCUCUACCGAGACUGCCGUUGUACGAUUCGAUAUGGGCGAGUUUCAAGAGAAACACACUAUCAGCCGCUUAAUUGGUUCCCCUGCUGGAUAUGUUGGCUAUGACGAUGCUGGCCAACUCACUGAAGCCGUGAGGCGGAAGCCAUAUGCUGUUCUCUUGUUUGACGAGUUCGAGAAGGCUCACCGCGACAUUUCUGCCCUCCUUCUCCAGGUUCUGGAUGAGGGCUUCCUUACAGAUGCACAGGGUCAUAAAGUCGAUUUCCGCAACACCCUCAUCGUUCUUACGUCUAACCUUGGAGCUGAUAUUCUAAUUGGCGCUGACCCCAUCCAUUCUUUCAAGAUCCCAGAAGAUGGAGAUAUUACACCAGAGGUCAAGAAGGCUGUCAUGGAUGUUGUCCAGGAAGCAUACCCGCCCGAGUUCCUCAACCGUAUCGAUGAGUUUAUCACCUUCAAGAGGCUUUCACGGGAGGCAUUGAGGGAUAUCGUCGACAUCAGAAUCAAGGAGCUGCAGUCGAGACUUGAUGAUCGACGCAUGACUCUUCAAGUCGAUAACGAGAUCAAAGACUGGCUUUGCGAAAGAGGCUACGAUCCCAAGUUCGGUGCUCGGCCACUUAACCGCUUGAUAUCGAAAGAAAUCGGCAACCGCCUGGCAGACAAGAUUAUUCGUGGCGCGGUCACCUCUGGACAGGUGAUUCGCGUCUCUUUCAAUGCCAAUAAGGAUGGACUUGAAGUUGCAGCUGUUGGAGAAAGCGAACAUGCAUAA